GUGUGCGGGGCCCGGGAGCCGUCCCCGAGCAGCCCGGCGGGCACCGGGCUGGGGAAGGGUCCGGUCCGGCCGGGACCCCCGCGCCCCCGCCCCGCGUCCUGCCCGCCGCCCCCGGCCCGAUCCCUGCUUGCCCCGUGGAAGGUUCGCCUGCAGAGCCGAUGAGGAAAUAAGGCGGCGUCACACGCGCCGUCCUGACAGUUGGCUCCAGUGAAUGUGGCCGGCGGGGUAGCAGCGGGGCUGGCAGCGAGGCACCCCGAGGUGCCCCCCCCGGGCAGCGAUGUUCUCCCGGAAGAAGCGCGAGCUGAUGAAGACCCCCUCCAUCUCCAAGAAGAGCCGGGCGGGGAGCCCCAUCCCGCAGACCCUGCCGGACCUGUCCCGGAAGGAUUGCCUGGAGGCGCCCGGCUCCAGCCUGGGGGAUCUGCCCCCCGCCAGCUCCAAGCUCAGCAGCAGCCCCAGCGCCGUGGGCACCCUCAAGCGCCCCACCAGCCUCAGCCGCCAUGCCAGCGCCGCCGGCUUCCCCCUCACCGCCGGGGCCCCCCGGGCCAUGUCCAAGGGCCACAAGACCCCCACAUCCUACAGCCCCAUGGAGGGCGGGGAGGGCCCCUUCAUCGACGUGGAGGACAUCUCCCAGCUGCUGACGGACGUGGCGCGCUUCGCGGAUGCCCUGGAGAACCUGCGGGAUGUGGUGCUGCGAGAUGACCCCAAGGAGUCCCAGCGGCCGCAGGCCCACGAGUGCCUGGGCGAAGCCCUGCGUGUCCUGCGGCAGGUCAUCAACAAGUACCCCCUGCUCAACACCCUGGAGACCCUGACGGCGGCAGGGACGCUCAUCUCCAAAGUGAAGGGCUUCCAUUACGAAUCCAACAAUGAGACGGACAAGCGGGAGUUCGAGAAGGCCGUGGAGACCAUCGCAGUGUCCUUCAGCAGCACCGUGUCCGAGUUCCUCAUGGGGGAGGUGGACAGCAGCACCAUCCUCUCCAUCCCACCCAGCGACCAGAACCAGUCUAUGGAGAGCCUCUACACCGGGAUCUCUGGAGGAGUCGUCAUGCCUGCGGGCAUGGAGAACUAUGACACAGUCCGUCCGGCUGCGGAAGAAGUGGACGUCAUGCUGCAGCGCUGCGAGGGAGGCGUAGAUGCUGCCCUCCAGUACGCCAAAAACAUCUCCAAGUACAUGAAGGACCUCAUCGGGUACCUGGAGAAACGGACCACGCUGGAAAUGGAGUUUGCCAAAGGGCUUCAGAAGAUGGCAAACAGCUGCAAACAAACCAUCACUCAAGAGACAAGCAUGCCUUUCCUGUCCAUCUACUUGCUGGCCCUGGAGCAGGAUAUGGAGUACGGGACGUCGGUUCUGCAGACUGUCAACACCCUGCAGCACCAGACCUUCCUCCAGCCACUGACAGUGAGACGCCUCGAGCACGAGAAGCGGAGGAAGGACAUCAAGGAGCAGUGGCACCGGGCACAGCGGAAACUGCAAGAUGCAGAGGUCAACCUGCGCAAGGCCAAGCAGAUAUACAUGCAGCGCAGCGAGGAGCACGACAAGGCCAAGUACAUGGCAGCGAAAGCGGAGGAAGAGCAGCAGAGCACCACCAGCGGCAUCACCACCAAAGCCCUGGACAAGAAGAGGCGGCUGGAAGAGGAGGCCAAGAACAAGGCAGAAGAGGCGAUGGCCACCUAUCGGACCUGCAUCGCAGAUGCCAACACCCAGAAGCAGGAGCUGGAGGACACCAAGGUGAACUCCUUGCGGCAGAUCCACGAGCUGAUCAAGCAGAGCGACCAGGUCAUCAAGCUGGCCACAAUCGCCUUCUACCAGAUCAUGCACAUGCAGACAGCUCCGCUGCCCGUCUACUUCCAGACGCUGUGUGAGAGCAGCAAGCUCUACGACCCUGGGCAGCAAUACGCCUCCCACGUCAAGCAGCUGCAGCGAGGAGACGAACCCGAUAUCCAAUACGACUUUGAACCUUAUGUGUCACACAACGCCUGGUCCCCCUUUAUCCGGACGCGGAAAGGCAGCUUCAAUGCCAACGACUUCUCCACGAGCAGCAGCCCCGACGGGGCCGGGCUGCCCAAGGACGGGGCCCCCUCAGACGGGGGGGCAGGAGCCAAGGAGCAGCAGAGUGGGGCAGCAGCCGAGCGGAGAGGUGGGAGGGGACACCAGGUCCAUAAAUCCUGGCCAACCUCCAUUUCUGAAACCGACAGCAGUCUGGAUUCAAACACGGGUGAAUUCAGCCAUAAACUCCAGCGGUUGUCUUCCAACGGCACCAUGUCCUCCAGCGAAGAGCUGGAGGAGAAGGACGAGAACGCCACCUCCUUUGAGCAGAGCAUCAACGGGAUCACCCCUGAGAUGACUGCUCCGACAGGACCCUUCCGAAACGUUGGCUUAUCCAAGGCUGCCCAGACCCACCGGCUGAGGAAGCUCCGGACCCCUUCCAAGUGUCGGGAGUGCAACAGCUACGUUUACUUCCAGGGAGCAGAAUGUGAGGAGUGCUACUUGGCCUGCCACAAGAAGUGCCUGGAAACCUUGGCUAUCCAGUGCGGGCACAAAAAGCUCCAAGGGAAGCUGCAGCUCUUUGGGCAAGACUUCAUGAAGGCUUCUCAGAGCAGCUCAGACGGCAUCCCCUUCAUCAUCAAGAAGUGCAUUUCCGAGAUUGAGAAGCGGGCGCUGAAAACCAAGGGCAUCUACCGUGUGAACGGUGUAAAGACCCGUGUGGAGAAGCUUUGCCAGGCGUUUGAGAAUGGGAAGGAGCUGGUGGAGCUGUCCCAGGCCUCCCCUCACGACAUCAGCAACGUCCUGAAGCUCUACCUGAGGCAGCUGCCGGAGCCCAUCAUGCCCUUCCGCAUGUACAACGAGCUGAUGGGCCUGGCCAAGGAGAGCCUGCAGGGCAGCAGCGAGGCCAAAGGCAGGAGCGGGAAGGGGGGGCCGGAGCUGGUGGACAGAGGAGCCGACACGGACAAGGUGGUGGUGACCCUGGUGCUGAAGCUGAAGGAGCUGCUGAAGGAGCUUCCCUGGGAGAACAUGGCCACGCUCCAGUACCUCCUGCAGCACCUGAGGAGGAUCGUGGAGGUGGAACAGGACAACAAGAUGACCUCGAGCAACCUGGGCAUCGUCUUUGGGCCAACACUGAUGCGCCCGAGGCCCACGGACGCCACCAUUUCCUUGUCCUCGCUGGUUGACUAUCCCCACCAAGCUCGCAUCAUCGAGGCGCUCAUCAUCUUCUAUUCGACCAUCUUCGAGAACAAGGAGGCCCCGCUGCUGGCCGACGCCAGCAAAUAUGCCGCAGACACCAAGGAGGAGACGGCCAGCAGCCCCAGCCCGGACGAUGCAGGCUCGCAGCCCGCAGCGCCGCACAGCUCCGUGCCCUACCUAGCGCUGCCUUUGGAGAAGGAGAGUUUGGAUUACAGCACGGACUCGUUCGGAGGGUCCGGCGACCGCUCUGUUGACUCCGACUCGGAGCUGGAGGACAACGGGGAGCCUCCAGCGGGCAGCGGCCCCAGAAUGCAGCUAACGAAGCAGGAAAGCGAGACGAGCACAGACGAGGCUCAGUUCUGCGAUGAUGUGAGCGAGGGACAGCGCAGCCGGACCUGCAGCACGGGGCAGUCGGACACGGAGGGCUCAGCACCGCGCUGCCGCAGCCCCCCGGGAGAGGAGCAGAGUGACCUCGAGGAGUACCCUGAGAGCAGCCUCGAGCCUGCCCAGGCGGACUGCGACACAACCUCGACGCCUGCCGCUGCCCCGGCUGUCGGCUGCCAGGCCCCGGCCCAGCCGUGAGCGGCGACCCCAGCCCGCCUGAGCUCCUAGCAGGGAAACGCGGGCACCGGGGAGGGCACGGGGCGAAGGCCCGCAGCCACCCUGGGUCAGCCUGCAGCACACGAAGCUGUGGGGCAGAGGGGUGGGAGGGAGAGCACGCGGCCGCGGGCCUGCUCAGGAGGGUUUGGUGUGCCAGCUGCAGGCGAGUCCCUGCCGCCUCCUGACUGAAGCUUUCACACAAACCCUGAGCACCCCCCCCCGGCUCCCAGCAGGGAAAACCCAUCCGCUUUGCCUCAGCUGCUGGGAGCCAUGGGGCAGAGCCCCUGCCAGGUCCGGCCUCUGUCCAUGAUGCACGUUUCUUCGAACGGAGCUGAAGCGGGGGGACCGUUUGCUUCUUUCAGACCGGGGAGAACCCCCGGCCUUCGCCGUGCCACUCCACAGGCUUUAAGUUUUGCCGCUGGUCCUUAAUCCUACGGCUCUUCUGCGGAAAUAGAGACGCAAGGCUCCAGCUGAGCUCAUCCUCCCUGCUGGCAGCAGCUCAGGAGGAGAAGAGGCUGCUGGCAGGAGAUGCAGGACAGAGCUCCCCGAGGAGCUGGGGGAGAAGGGCUCCAUGACCCCAAGUACUGCGGGUGCAGCAGCAAGGCCUGGAGCCGGCAGCCAGACCAGACGCCUCCCGGCACUGCUUGCAGUCAGAAUAACACCACCAAGGAGCACGGGGCUCCACCGAGCCUGCUGAAAGCCCCCUGUGGCACCCCACAGAGAGCAGGCAUCAGGGCUGUGCUGCUUACUGAGGCUGGGCAAGGUACAGGCGUUGUUUACAACCGGCUGUACCAGGCAUCCGCAGCCCAGCUACGCAUUUACUGCCUCAGCACUUCCAUGCAACGCAGGACUGAAAUAGCAGCGUGCCCUUCCUGGCUCUGCUGGCAAGGUUUGCAUUGCUGCUUGUAUUUAUGGGCAUUCUUCUACUUUGCAGGAGCCAUGCAAAGACAAACCCACAGGCUGAGCAAGCUUGGGACUGGCUUUCCCAACUGCACACUGUGUGAUCUCAGGGUUUUUUUUCUGAUAGACUUUUGGUCUCCAAAACCUCAGCUGUGGCAGCAACAAAGAGCUGCUGCAGGUCACCAAAGGGCAGAUGCUUCCCCACAGGAUUGCUAUCGCCUGAACCAACUUGCAGCCAGACUCCCUGCCAGUAUAUGAGGCUUUUUUUUUUUUUUUUUUGAAGAUAACCCUUCAACAUGAAUCUGCUACCUCUGCCAGCAACAGAACUUAAGAGGGUUGAACAAGACCAACCAGAGUUUUUUUUUUUUUUUUUAAAGCUAUGAGACUUUUCUGCACUGAAACCUAGAAAAACAAGUAGAUUUUAAGCUUAGAAAGAGCCGAAAGCUGCUUCCUUCUCCUGCCCUGCUUGUACCUGGACCUGGACUGUACUCCUGCCGUCACUGCCAAGUGCCCCCGGACCCUUGCCCUGGGAGGGCCUGAGAUCAGCAGAGCUCAAGAGCUCCCUGCCAGGCACAGAUGCACAGGGGCUGGCACACACGAGACAACUCUCAGUCCACGGUUCCUAAGAAAUUGCACAAAUCCAAAGCAGUUCUCUAAUAAUCAGCCAGAUCCUUCCUCCGUGAAAUGCUGAGUACCAAGUCAUCUCUUGUGCUGCCUACUCACCUGUCAGGCCUCGCCUCUGCAGGUCUCGAGAGCAUCCACAUGAACAGGACAGCGAGGGGGAAGGCAGACAGAUUUCCAGCUAAGGAAGCCAAGCGGGAGUGGUGUCCCAGCUGAAGAUACACUGAACGGUGUUUGGAAGGGUUAUGCACACCUCAUUACUGUAGAAUUGGGUGAUCGAGCAGACAUUUGAUCCCUUAAGAGGAUCAGUCUCCAACACAGUAGAAAGAGCCUGGGCUUUCCAAUUGCCAGAGCUCUCCUAGACUAAUUGGAAAAGCAUCUCAGCACAGUAGGGAAAAGGUACACAAAACCGAAGUUAAAUUUUACAGCUAAAAGGUUUGUAACUGAGCCAAAGAAGAGCUAGAGCUAUUUGUGAGACGAUCUGCUGCAUAGCUCUUCAACAAGAUGGCUGGGUUUUUCCAGCAGGUCAUUUUCAUGGUAGCAAGGGAAGUUUCUUGCUAUCAGAACUGCUACCACGGGCGGUACCACGUGUGUGUGCGAGGAUGGAUGACGGGUGAGUGUGAGUGAGGGAAGGGACAAAAGCUAUGCUUGAGCUUCACAAGGUAACAGGCACCCUUCUGUUUGUACAUAAGUUCAGCGUGAAAAAAGUGUUUGUUGUGACGUGCCUGUACUGCUGUAUGAAACUACCUUUUGUGUUUUGCUGUGUUCAGGUUGACCUGCUUCCAGAAAGAAUAAAAUUCAUGUGUUCCAAA
This is a messenger RNA of Cygnus atratus (black swan), 6114 nucleotides long. It is a transcript of the gene ARHGAP45, whose product is annotated as Rho GTPase activating protein 45. Gene Ontology annotation, biological process: signal transduction; activation of GTPase activity. Gene Ontology annotation, cellular component: membrane. Lineage: Eukaryota; Metazoa; Chordata; Aves; Anseriformes; Anatidae. Gene Ontology annotation, molecular function: GTPase activator activity. The record is from RefSeq and is a predicted model, not a curated record. Bases 278 to 3763 code for a protein of 1161 amino acids. The transcript has 24 exons.